Molecule: messenger RNA, 1119 nt
Organism: Adineta steineri
Lineage: Eukaryota; Metazoa; Rotifera; Eurotatoria; Adinetida; Adinetidae
Source: the annotation of a GenBank genome assembly
AUGAAUAUAUUAAUCACUUUUCUCACGGUUGUGAUAUUACUAAUCAGUAGAAUCUACUCUCAAUCUACUACUGCAGAUUCUCAGUAUAAGACUACUGAAGAAAUAACUACAGUAACAACCAUAUCUACGACAACGACAACUACUACAACGUUCGCUCCUGAAGUCGAUCAUGAAUGGGAAGAUCUUAUACUGGCUGGACCGACAGUAGUCAAUUAUCUUGGUUUAUUUAUGGUGCUUGCAUCACGUAAAAAUCAAACAUUAAAUGCUUCUGCUGAAUUUACGCCUAAACAUCUUAGCGUCACUCAACCUUUGCCUGUCAUACUUUCUCGAAUAUCAACAGAUAUGCAAGCUGCUUUUAAAGUUGCUAGUGAUGACCUUAUUCGUACUAGAAGUAAUAUGGAUCAAAUUCCAGAUCAUAUAAAUGCAGGUUUGCUUUUAAUCCAAACGGCGCCUAAUGCUCUUUUAGAGACACUUUUACCAUAUACAUUAAAAAAUGUUAAGCGUGCUGCUAAUGAAGGAGCAGCUGUCACUAAACCAACACUUGAACGUUUUAUUACGGUUGAAGUAAUACUUGAAGAACUUGUGACAUUACUUAGUUCCACAUCAGCAACAAAAGAAGAUGAUAUCAAUUAUUUAAUGGAAGCAAAAGCCUAUGCGAAUGAUAUACAAAUGCAAUGGAGUCUUUUGGUAAAACUUUUCAAAAAAUUCUCACAACGAGCUGAUAUCACUGAAAUAAGAAUUGUCGACAGUUUUAUUAAACCAACUGAAGUAGCAAGUAAUCUUACUACCCCCAAUCAACGUCGUACUCAUCUUGAUAAACUUAUUCCAGCUGCAAUUGCUAUUGAUCAAUCAUCACAUCUAUUAGAUAUAAUGGCACUUACUUACGCUGAGAUAUCAAAUGAACAUAUGAUAAAUCAAAUUGCUUCAGAUAAGCCUUAUCUUACUCUUGCAACGGAAUCAGCACGAGCAUUAAGUCAACGAGAAUUAUGGCAAAAUACAAUAGCACAAUCAGUAAAAGUUGCUCGACUUGCUCAAGUACGUCAAAAUGAAUUUGCUGCAACAAGUUCUGGCCGAAAUGAACGAUAUUCUACUUAUUCAAAAGAUCCUGUUGCUACUUGA